Molecule: messenger RNA, 2146 nt
Organism: Scatophagus argus
Lineage: Eukaryota; Metazoa; Chordata; Actinopteri; Scatophagidae
Gene: rgs18
Product: regulator of G protein signaling 18
Exons: 5
Coding region: 142-837 (231 amino acids)
Source: RefSeq, a predicted model, not a curated record
UAACAGUGGAGGGAAGGUAUGGGAAAUGAAAUGUGAACAGGAUUUAUAAAAGAUGUGGUGGUUCAUCUAGUGACGGGUUAAAAAUUUUUCACAGAGCUAUUUGUGGCUUGACGCUUUGCACGCCAGAUCGUCUAGAACAGCAUGGAGACGCUUCUUUUUCUAUUUCCUCAAUUCAACUACAUGGCCCCAAAGGAGGAAGCAUAUUUCAAAAUGCUUGGUCCAGAAGACUUGCAGGCACCAAAGAUGAAGGACGACAGCAGCAGACAGAAAGACAAGGAGAGGAAGAGCCGACUAAGCCUUUUUCUCACCAAGUCAGGCUCUCAUGAAAAUGUCAGUCCCAAUAAAAAGACAAACACGACACCAAGCAACAUCUCACCAGAGGCAGCUUUGCAAUGGAGUGACUCCUUUGAAGAACUGCUGAAGCACUCGGAGGGGUUGGAAACCUUCUCUCACUUCCUCAAGACAGAGUUCAGUGAGGAAAACAUUGAGUUCUGGUUGGCCUGUGAAGAAUACAAGACCAUUGACUCGGGGACGAAGCUGCUAUCCAAAGCCAAAUAUAUUUAUACAGUUUUUAUUGAAUCAGACGCCCCUAAAGAGGUCAACAUUGACUAUAACACCAAGAUGGACAUCAAGAAGAACAUAGGACAGCCCACAAAAAGCUGCUUUGAAGCAGCCCAGCUGAAAGUCUACAGCCUGAUGAAAAAGGACUCGUAUCCCAGAUUCCUCCAAUCUGACAUUUAUCUGCGUCUCACUAAGAGGAAAGGCCCGGGGGCCACCAUGUUUCGUCGAAGGUCACGCUCCUGUGUCUUCAACGAGAGAGGCGAAGCUACAUUCUAGCAUUGUAGAUGUAGCUGUUCACUCUGUGAAAAAGAGAUAAUCCAUGAUUUGCAGCACAAUUGUUGAAACAUAACAUGUUGCUGAGGCUUAUUAUCCACAGGUUUGCUUCUGCAGAGCCAGAGUGCAUUAUUUCUCACAACCACAAGGGUCACAGUGCAUUAUCUCACUCAUAUAGUACCAUGGCAAUUUGCUGGUUAUAAAAUUUCAAAGAAAUUGUUCGACAUUGGGAUACUUCUUUGGUUUCUUGCACAAGUUAGAUGAGAAGAUUGAUAAUACUCUCUAUUCUAGGUAUAAAGUCAUGACAGCAGCCAGUUAGUUUAGCUUAGCAUAAAGAAAGAAAAAACUGAAGAGUAAAAAUUACUUGUUGGGGUUAUGUGACAGUGAUGACAAAGCUCAUUGACGUUUAGCUAGCUGUUUCCCCUUGUUAAAGCCUUUAUGCUUAGCUAACUGGUAGUAGUUUUCUAUUUAACUCUCGACAAAAAGCGAAUCAGCACAUUUCCCAAGAUGCUGAACUAUUUCUUUAGUAUUUCUUUAGUACUAUACUACACAGCUGGAUAACUGCUGACACAUUAGCCUUCCAGCUAUAUGAGUAAAUUUAAAAAGGUUAUGAGGCCACUAUGUCAGAUCCUCUGUGACCAUGUUGUAGAAACAGCUAAUUCUGCAGCACCUGUGGAAAAAUCUAUUCAUUCUCUUUUUCAGAGGCACUGGACUGCUUGUGAGUUGAACCUUCAUGGAUGGUUUUUAUAUUUUCUCAAAUCUUGCAAGACUUGAAUGACAAUGGGAUGGUUUGGGACAGAAUCUCAAAGCUACUGACCGUAUUCAGCCAGCCAUACAGGCAGCCACACUAAGGCCUCUCUCCUGACUUCGGACAUGCUUCAAUUGCUUUGUCCUCCAAUUCAGCAACUGCACCUUAUUCAACAUUAAUACAGUUGAUAUGGCGCACAAGCUAAUUUGAACAUAUCUCAUUAAAAUGAAUGCAUGAUUUUAUCCCUCCACCCCCUUCAGACUAACAUGCAGUGAAAGUAUUGCUGUCAUCAUGACUACAAAGCGAGACUUUUUUUAAAUGAGGGAUAUAGCUCUCAUUUCUGGUAUUGAUUCAAAUAUAUUCCAUUUUCACACACAGAAAAUGCAUAUUUCUUAUUUGAAUACUAAUAUUAUAUGUAAAGAUUGCUGUUUUCUUCAGUUUGCUACCAUCAAUAAUAUAAUAUAAUUUAUGUGUUAUUAUGAUCAUAUCUGUUGCCUUGCUGUUGUAAAAUGUAUAUACUAUAGUAUGUGGAAUAACUCAAUAAAUACUUUCCUAUAAAAGCAA